UCAUCGUCAGUGAUGACGCCUCCGUGACUCGCCGCUCACUCCGCGCAGACUGUAGCUCCACUUCCCUCUCUAUAAAAGCGCAAUGGCGCUCGGCCAACAACCAAACGCACGGCGUCUCGGAGAGAUUAACCAUGGCAGCUUGCGCGAAGGAGGUCCUCCCACCGUCUCUUGAUUCUACUUCCGAACCACCUGCUCUCUUUGAUGGGACCACAAGGCUGUAUACAUCUUAUAUUUGCCCAUUUGCGCAACGCACCUGGAUUGCUCGAAACUAUAAGGGGUUGCAGGAUAAGAUCAAAUUGGUUCCUAUUGAUCUGAGUAAUAGGCCAGCUUGGUACAAAGAAAAGGUUUACCCGUUAAAUAAGGUGCCUGCAUUGGAGCAUAAUAAUGAGGUCAAAGGAGAGAGUCUGGAUUUGCUUAAAUAUAUUGAUAGUCACUUUGAAGGCCCUUCAUUGCUUCCAAGUGAUCCUGUGAAGCAGCAAUUUGCAGAGGAGAUGCUGGCUUACAGCGAUGAAUUCAACAAAAUUAUGUACACAGCAUUACGUUCCAAGGGAGGUGUGGGUGAUGAAGCUGUUGCUGCUUUUGACAAGAUAGAAGGCGCCCUUUCAAAAUUUGAUGAUGGACCAUUUUUCCUUGGCCAAUUUAGUCUGGUGGAUAUUGCAUACAUCACCUUUAUUGAAAGGUUUCAGACUGCAUUUUUGGAUAUUAAAAACUAUGACAUCACCAAAGGCAGGCCCAAGCUGGCACAAUGGAUUGAGGAGAUCAAUAAGAUAGAUGCCUACUCGCAAACCCGGGUUGAUCCUCAGUUGCUACUGUCUGGCCUAAAGACGCGUCUUGGGAUUGCAUGAAGAAUUCUUGGUCUUCUGCAGGUAGCAGCAGAAUCCGAGUUGAAUCCGAUGGUAAUAUAGUAUAGUUUGUGGUAGCUACUUCAGACAUAUAAAUGAUCUCAAUGAAUAAUGUUGGUAAUUGCAAUCUAGGCAUUAGCAUACUAGUUGUAGCAGCACCUGUUUGCAGCCUUUGCAGCUGAAGCUUGGGUCCACUGUAUCGGGUUAUCUUUCCUAUGUUGAAUGGUUCUUGCUGAUGUAAUAUGAGUACUUGCUGGGAGUCACGUACUAUGAUGAUGCACUAAUAAUUGCUUUCUAUGGUUAUUGCCA
Molecule: messenger RNA, 1151 nt
Organism: Phoenix dactylifera (date palm)
Lineage: Eukaryota; Viridiplantae; Streptophyta; Magnoliopsida; Arecales; Arecaceae
Product: protein IN2-1 homolog B-like
Biological process (GO): protein glutathionylation
Molecular function (GO): glutathione transferase activity
Source: RefSeq, a predicted model, not a curated record